AUCUAUAGAAGUUCAUACAAAGCAGAAAAUUUGUUUCCUCUUCUAUAAUUUGCAUUUCUCAUGUUUUUUUCUGUGCAAAUGUCAACUGCACUACUAAAAUUUCAGUAGAUGGCAGGAUUGCAACAGAAUACAGACAAGAAAAUCAAUAUUUCCUGUGAAUCCCCUCCCAUUUGUUUAGGUAUUUACUUCGUUGUAGAACUGAAAAUCAGCAUCCAAUUUUUGCACUCGGUGUAAAAAUUCACAUGCAGGCAUAAUGGGCGGCUAUAUGGAGACGAUCAAUUACGUUCUGUACGACAAUCCCAUCUCGCAAGGAUGCAUCGGCGCUACAAAACAAAUCCUGAAGCCGAUCGCCAACCUUGCGAAUGGAAACAGUGCACCACAGAUACAAAUUAUUAAAGAAACUGAACCACUGUGGAUGAUGGCGAAGGAACCUGGACCAUUUGUGAGAAUUGCCGGUCUUUCCGGGGCGCUUGCCGUCUCUUUGGCCGCUUAUGGAGCGCACAAAAAGUAUCCAAAGGAUCAGAUCAAUGAGUUAAAAGCUGUUGCUGAUUCCGCCAACAAAAUGCAUUUCUUUCAUUCAUUAGCCCUUCUUGCUGUGCCAUUAUGUCGAAAUCCGCGCGCUGUAAGUCAUAUAAGCUUUGUUUUUAAUACAAAUUUAUUAAUAAAUUGAAUAUUUUCUGUUUUAGACUGGGGACUCCUGAUUACAGGCACAGUAUUAUUCAGUGGGCCAUGUUAUUACUAUGCAUUCACAGGCGAGAACAAAUUUGGCAAGCUUGCACCAAUUGGUGGCACCAUUUUGAUUCUAGGCUGGUUAUCAAUGGUAUUUUAGGUUUGAGUACCCUUGAUGUGAUGAUAUUAGUUGUUUCUUAUAAUAUAGGUGAAUAUGAAUAUUUGUGAAAAUGCAAUGGUGCAUAUUAUGGAUGGAAUGUUUCUACCUUUUGUUGUUAUAAGCUUAAGUUGUGUCUGAACCUCAGUAUGGAGCAAGGAGCGUUUUAUGUCCAAAGAAAAUACUGAAUAAAGAUUGAAAUUCUCAUAAAUGUAAA
Messenger RNA from Dalotia coriaria, 1043 nucleotides. Its product is annotated as transmembrane protein 256 homolog. The record is from RefSeq and is a predicted model, not a curated record. Gene Ontology annotation, cellular component: membrane. The transcript is spliced from 2 exons. NCBI's taxonomy places the organism in Eukaryota, Metazoa, Arthropoda, Insecta, Coleoptera, Staphylinidae.